UGAAACCUUUUGUGUCUUUGUCUCUUUUAUGUGAUUAAACACUUAGUAGUAAUAAACUGUUGUAAUUUAGUGUUAAAAACAAUGAAGCGGUGAAGAAUGUGUCUGCUAAAUGGAGUAACGGAUUUCCUUUUGCACUUUUUCCUCCAGACCUGCAGCAAGAUGUUGCUUUUAUUUUUCUGUCUGCUUUCUCUGACGGCAGCGGCGACUGAAGUGGGUCUCGGCGGUAAAGUGCUUCUGUUUCCAACCAAGACAAGCUUUGUUAAACUCACUCCUGAAAGGCCCCUGAAUCUCUCAGCGUUUACUCUCUGCAUGCGUGUGACGAUGGAGCCCCAGGUCGGGCGGGAUAUCAUUCUGUUCUCCUACCGAAUAUCUUAUACCGCCGAGCUCAACGUGUGGAGAGAGAAAGAUGGCCGCUUUUCUUUUUAUAUUCAGUCUAAUAAUGAAGGAGCAUUUUUCAACCUGCCUCUCUCCACGUUCCAGACUCACCUGUGCGUCACCUGGGACUCUGCAACCGGUCUUUCUGCUUUUUGGGUGGAUGGACGGCGCAGUGCGUUCCAGAUCUAUAAGAAAGAUAAGUCAGUUCUUCCUGGUGGCACCGUUCUGCUCGGCCUGGACCCUGAUGAAUAUGUGGGUUCCUUUAAUUCAAGGCAGAGCUUUGUUGGCGAAAUUACAGAUGUGAACAUGUGGGAUUAUGUUCUCUCUGGCAGUCAGAUUAAGGCUUUGCAUUUAAACCAGGAACAGAAUAUACCGAAGGGAAACGUGUUUGACUGGAACACCAUCAAAUAUGAGACCAAUGGAAAUGUGCUAGUGGUUGAAAAUAACUGAUUCACAUCUGAUUUCUCCACACAGUUGUGUCAGUCGUUAUGAUCUGUUCUAAUGAGUUUCAAAGCUUGUAAGGGUUAACCAAUAAAUAUUCUCAGCAUUACA
Molecule: messenger RNA, 927 nt
Organism: Pimephales promelas (fathead minnow)
Lineage: Eukaryota; Metazoa; Chordata; Actinopteri; Cypriniformes; Leuciscidae
Product: C-reactive protein-like
Source: RefSeq, a predicted model, not a curated record